CCGCGUGCGUGGCCUUCGUUCAAGCCGUUGACCUCACGGGUUACGAGUACGUUGUCGUCGGUUCCGGCGCCGGCGGUGGUCCUCUUGCCGCACGCCUGGCAUUGGCCGGGCACAAGACACUACUCAUCGAAGCCGGCGACGACCAGGGCGCAAAUAUCAACUACACGGUGCCCGCAUACCAUGCCCGCGUCUCCGAGGAUGAGCAUCUGUCGUGGAACUUCUUUGUCCGCCACUACGCCGACGAUGCCCGGCAGGCGCGCGACUGGAAAACCAGCUACGACACGUCAGAAGGUGGCCUGUACACCGGCCUCAACCCGCCGCCCGGCUCCAAGAUGAAGGGGUUGUUGUAUCCUCGCACGGGGACGCUCGGCGGGUGCACCGCGCACAACGCCAUGGUGGCCGUCUACCCGCAGCGGUCCGACUUCGAGUACAUGGCUACCCUGACCGGGGAUAGCGCGUGGUCGCCCGACAACAUGCGCAAGUACUUCCAGCGGCUGGAGAAGAAGCAGUACCUCACCGGCCUCCCCAAGGGCCACGGCAAGGACGGCUGGCUUUCGGUGGAGUUAACUCCCCUCUCAGUACCGCUCAAGGACCCGCAGCUCCUCGCCACCAUCACCGGCGGUGCCUUUGCGCUCGGCGAUAUCACCAACCAGGUCCUCAACAUCGGCACGCUGCUGGUGGGCGACCUCAACGCCGACAGCGAGCACCGUGACCGCAACCCGCACUACUACCAGGUCCCCAUCACCACCAACAACGCGGCCCGCACCGGCGCGCGCGAGUUCGUCGUCUCGGUCCGCGACGCCCGCAACAAGGACGGCAGCAAGAAGUACCCGCUAGACGUCCGCCUCAACUGCCACGUCACGCGCGUCGUCUUCGACACCAGCGCAUCCCCGCCGCGCGCCACGGGCGUCGAGUUCCUCGACGGCGCCCACCUCUACCGCGCCAGCCCGCUCAGCCGCUCCGCUCGCGCCGGAACCCCCGGCUCGGCCACCGCCUCCCGCGAGGUCAUCAUCUCCGGCGGCGCCUACAACUCCCCGCAGAUCCUCAAGCUCUCGGGCGUCGGCCCGGCCGCCGAGCUCGCCCAGUUCAACAUCCCCCUGGUGGCCGACCUCCCCGGCGUAGGCACCAACCUCCAAGACCACUACGAGUCCGCCGUGACGGCCAAAGUCCCCAAGGACUGGCCCGCCCUCCGCGGGUGCACCUUCCAGUUCAACAACACGCGCGACCCCUGUCUUGAACGGUGGCAGAACCCAAUCCUGGGCGACCGCGGCACGUACGCGUCGGCGGGCCUAUCCGUCGCGAUGCUGCACAAGACGAGCGCCAGCGCCGACGGCACCUUCGACGCCUUCGUGUUUGGCGGGCCCGCCCAGUUCGCCGGCUACUACCCGGGCUACUCGUACGAUGCGUCCGCGGAGCAUGACUGGUGGACCUGGGUCGUCCUCAAGUCCCACCCGCGCAACACGGCCGGGCGGGUUACGCUGCGGUCGGCGGAUCCGCUGGAUCCGCCCGAGGUGGUGUACAACUACUUUGAUACGGGCGGUGGGGAUUAUGCGGCGGAUCUGCGGGCUAUGGCGGAGGCGGUGGAGCUGGCGCGUCGUGCGCUGCGCCGCCAGCCGGUGAGGACGAAUGAGGUGCUGCCCGGGGCGGAGGUCAACACGCGGGAGGAGAUCGAGCAGUAUAUCAAGGACGGGUCGUGGGGCCAUCAUGCGAGCUCGACGUGCCCGAUCGGGGCGGACGGGGAUCCGAUGGCUGUGUUGGAUAGCCAGUUCCGGGUGCGCAAGGUGCAGGGGUUGCGGGUGGUGGACGCGUCGGUGUAUCCGCGGAUUCCGGGCACGUUUACGGCGGUGUCGACGUAUAUGGUGGCCGAGAAGGCGGCGGAUGAUAUCUUGCGUGACGUUUGAGAGGUAGGUACAUGUAGGUAGGCGGCGUCGUCUGGCCUCGGUUGCACACACGGUAAUGUUUACUGGAUAAUUAGGUAGUAUUGUAUUACACGGGGUAUUAGUGUACCUAUUAUUAGUUCAACCUUGUUAAGAAAGUCGUCCUCCCUUUCGUAUCCUUGCGUACUAGGGGGUUAGUAAGGGCCGGUCGCGAAGGAACAGUGGUAGACUUAAAAAGUAACAGGCUUUGAUUCCUAACG
Messenger RNA from Chaetomium fimeti, 2137 nucleotides. RefSeq lists its product as uncharacterized. The coding region runs from base 333 to 1901 and encodes 522 amino acids. The transcript has a single exon. The record is from RefSeq and is a predicted model, not a curated record. Gene Ontology annotation, molecular function: flavin adenine dinucleotide binding; oxidoreductase activity, acting on CH-OH group of donors. NCBI's taxonomy places the organism in Eukaryota, Fungi, Ascomycota, Sordariomycetes, Sordariales, Chaetomiaceae.